AAGGGGUGUGUGAGAAAUGCAUCCAGCUCGAAUGAAUUUCAUCGCCAGUGGACUGCUGUGAGGUCACGACAGCGCAAGGACCUUAUCAUGUAGGACUGCAGAAGUGUGUGUAGGGAUCGUAAGUGGGUCGUGAUGGUUUCGGACAUGAGGGGAAAUCAUCCUCUUCAUCCUCAUCAUCUUCAUCCUCACCAUCAUGCAACCAUCUAGUGGGCAAGCGCCGCUCGCGCAGGUUAACGGCUCUCUCGGGAUCUCUAGCCCAAUGGAUCAGUGCGGACUGUACGAUGGAGUGUUUUUCUGUCCUCUCCGGUCCCAGCUGCUCUCUCUGAUCGGACAGGCUGCUCUAUUUGUUCCACAUGUCAAAUGAAGGCAUCUGGGACGGAACGACGGACGUAUGGUCACUUCUCCCCGGUUUGGCGUAAACAAACAAACAAACCCCGCACAAUUGCAGCUUCACAGUAAACAUUCCCAUCUACUAAUAAGGAAAACGAGGAAUGCCAGUACCACAUGCAGAGCUAAUUCCCAGUGCUGUAGGGUUUAUAUCCCAUGAUGCUUUUGAUUGCGCAGGGACCUGAUCCUAAUGAAUAUAUUGCAUGUUUAAUUCUUUUCCGGUCUCUGAAUUAGGGCUGUUUGCAAUUUAUUGUUAUUAUUUUAAAAGUUGUGUUUUUAGACGUUUAUUUCUGGAACUUGCUAUGUUAGUAACAUCAUAAUCUUCUGUAUAAAGGGGAUAUUAUGAAAAGAAGACUUUCCCAGGGAUUGCUUACGUAAAAACAUUGGUUUGGUUUUUAUUCAGCUGGAUUUGAAACCAUCUAAGUAAGAUGCACACGAUUGCUUUUUUUUAUUUUCUAUUUUUUAUAAAUCCGAUGUAAACAUCCUGAAAAGCCGAGAGAAACGCGGCCUGUUUUUAUGAACAUCCCUGAUCCUGAGCAGACUCUAGUGGGUUUGUUGUGUAGAAGUGUGGCGCGUGCUUUAAAUCUCAUAUGCCGAAAUCAUGUCCAGGUCGAACAGUGUGAGUCCACCGGGCGUGGGAGCGCCGGUCCUGAGGAUAGGACACGAGCACAGAUCGGCCUGGGCCGAGGCCCUCUCGAACGGAUGUCCAUACUCGGCUAGGUCGAACAGAAAGCUAACGCGCACCAGCAGCCGCUGGAGGAGGGAGGAGGAAGACGAGGAGGAGGAGGAGGAGGAGAAGAAGAUUGCUGAGCACCAGGCGGGACGCUCGAGCUCCGUGGUGGCCCGGGUCAGUUUCAGGUCCAAGUCUGCGUGGCAAGAGAGCGGCGUCAAGCAUGAGCGCUCAUCACCGCGUCACGCCAUUGAAGAAGUGAGACCCAAGUCGGUGGAACUAGGCUUGGAGGAACGGGCAAGGACCAAGUACAAGGCGGAGGAGGAGGCGCUCGCGCCCGACGUCGCCUUCUCCUUUGGCGCGUGCUGCCGCGGCGCCAUGCACGUCUUCAAGUCCAAGAAGUUCCAGUCUGAGAAGCUGGAGAGGCUGUACCAGCGCUACUUUUUCCGCCUGAACCAGAGCUCACUGACCAUGCUAAUGGCCGUGCUGGUGCUCGUGUGCGCCGUCAUGCUCGGCUUCCACUGCGCCUCGGGGCCGUACCACCUUUCUUACGUGGUCGUGUUCUCAGCGUCCAUCACACUCGUGCUCGCGCUCAUGGUGGCGUGCAACCGCACCGGUUUCCACCAGGACCACAUGUGGGUGGUGUGCUACGUCGUGAUCGCGGCCGUGCUGCUGGUGCAGGCGGUCGGUGUGGUGCUGGUGCAGCCGCGCAGCGCCUCGGAAGGCGUGUGGUGGACCGUGUUCUUCAUCCACGUCGUGUACACGCUGCUGCCCGUGAGGAUGCGCGCUGCCGUCAUCACCGGACUCACGCUCGCCGCUAUUCACGUGCUGGGCUCCUGGAAACUCAACGAGUCGGACCCAUUUUUAUGGAAGCAGCUUGUGGCCAACGUGCUGAUCUUCUCCUGCACCAAUAUAGUCGGGGUGUGUACACACUACCCAGCAGAAGGCUCACAGAGGCAGGCCUUCCAGGAGACAAGAGAAUGCAUUCAGGCCCGUCUGCACUCCCAGAGAGAAAACCAACAGCAGGAACGCCUCCUCCUCUCCGUGCUUCCCCGCCAUGUUGCCAUGGAGAUGAAAGCCGACAUAAAUGCCAAGCAGGAGGAUAUGAUGUUUCACAAGAUCUACAUCCAGAAGCACGACAAUGUGAGUAUCCUCUUUGCCGACAUCGAGGGAUUCACCAGUCUGGCGUCUCAGUGCACAGCUCAGGAACUGGUCAUGACCCUGAAUGAGCUGUUUGCAAGAUUCGACAAACUGGCUGCAGAAAAUCACUGUCUGCGGAUUAAAAUCUUAGGAGAUUGCUACUACUGCGUAUCGGGCUUGCCAGAGGCCCGAGCUGACCACGCUCACUGCUGUGUGGAGAUGGGAGUGGACAUGAUUGAGGCCAUCUCAUUGGUGAGGGAAGUCACUGGUGUCAACGUGAACAUGAGAGUGGGGAUCCAUAGCGGCCGAGUCCACUGUGGGGUCUUGGGUUUGAGAAAGUGGCAGUUUGACGUCUGGUCCAAUGAUGUUACGCUGGCAAAUCAUAUGGAGGCAGGAGGAAAAGCAGGCCGUAUCCACAUAACUAAAGCUACUCUGAACUAUCUGAAUGGUGACUAUGAUGUGGAGCCUGGCUUUGGUGGAGAAAGGAAUGUCUAUCUGAGGAAGCACAACAUCGAAACGUUCCUCAUAGUGGGAUGCAGCCAGAAGAGGAAAGAAGAAAAGGCCAUGAUUGCCAAGAUGAAUCGUCAGCGGACAAACAGCAUCACCCACAACAGCUCACACUGGACCGACCGGCCAUUUUAUAACCACCUGGCGGGCAACCAGGUUUCCAAAGAAAUGAAGAGAAUGGGAUUUGAAGACCCCAAGGACAAACAUUUCAUUUUCAGAAAUACUCAGGAAAACCUGAACCCUGAGGACGAAGUGGACGAGUUUUUGGGCCGUGCCAUUGACGCUCGCAGCAUUGACCGUCUGCGCUCUGAACACGUCAAGAAAUUCCUGCUGACCUUCCGUGAGCCUGAUCUGGAGAAGAAGUAUUCGAAGCAGGUGGAUUCCCGUUUCGGAGCAUAUGUAGCCUGUGCCACUCUUGUCUUCUUGUUCAUCUGCUUCAUCCAGCUUGUAGUCGUACCACCCUCCAACCUGAUGAUCGGAUUCUACAUGUCAUGUUUCAUCGUUCUCAUGGUCGUUAUGUUCGUUUCAGUCAUUUACUCCUGUUUUGGGCUUUUCCCAGUGCCCCUGCAGCACCUGUCCAAAAAGAUUGUCCAGUCCAGACUCAACAGCACUCUGGUGGGCGUCAUUACCAUUGUGCUAGUCUUUCUCUCUGCCUUCAUAAACAUUUUCACCUGCAGCACAGAUGAUCUGAAGUUGUGUUUGAGCCAAGAGUUUAAUAUCAACCGGAGCAGUGUGAACGCCUGCCAUGUGCGCAGCUCUGCCUUUAACUACUCGCUGUCGUCCCAGAAGCACCUCUGCCACAGCUCCUUACCCACCUGCAACUUCCCUGAGUAUUUCUCGUCAUGUGUACUGCUCAGCCUUCUGGCAUGCUCUGUAUUCCUGCAAGUCAGCAGCAUUGGGAAGCUCUUCCUCAUGCUCUUCAUUGAGAUUCUGUAUGUCCUUAUCAUGGAGGUACCCGAGGUCAACCUGUUCGACAACGUGGACCUGCUGGUGAUGGCCAACGCCAUUCAGAACGUCAGUGGAACAAGCUGCGGGACAGACAGGGUGCCCCUGAAGAUCAUGACGCCAGUGGUCAUCACCGUUUUUGUACUGGCUCUCUACUUACAUGCUCAGCAAGUGGAAUCCACUGCCAGGCUGGACUUCCUAUGGAAGUUACAGGCCACAGAGGAAAAAGAAGAAAUGGAGGAGCUUCAGGCGUACAAUCGGCGUCUCCUACACAACAUCCUCCCUAAAGAUGUGGCUGCUCAUUUCCUGGCUCGGGAGCGAAGAAAUGACGAGCUCUACUACCAGUCAUGCGAGUGCGUGGCCGUCAUGUUCGCCUCUAUCAGCAAUUUCUCCGAGUUCUACGUCGAGCUGGAGGCCAACAACGAGGGCGUAGAGUGUCUGAGGCUUCUCAACGAGAUCAUCGCUGACUUCGAUGAGAUCAUCAGUGAGGAUCAGUUUCGUCAGCUGGAGAAAAUCAAGACUAUCGGAAGCACGUAUAUGGCCGCAUCUGGCCUGAACGACUCCACCUACGAUAAGGUCGGCCGCUCACACAUUCGUGCUCUGGCUGACUACGCCAUGCGUCUCAUGGACCAGAUGAAGUACAUCAACGAGCACUCCUUCAAUAACUUCAAAAUGAAGAUUGGUCUUAACAUGGGUCCAGUAGUGGCUGGAGUAAUAGGGGCUCGUAAACCCCAGUAUGACAUCUGGGGCAACACCGUGAACGUAGCCAGUCGCAUGGACAGCACGGGAGUUCCUGAAAGAAUACAGGUUACCAGUGACCUCUACCAGGUCCUCCAUUCCUAUAACUACUCACUGGAAUGCAGAGGAGUUGUCAAAGUCAAAGGCAAGGGAGAAAUGAUGACUUAUUUCCUGAAUGGUGGCCCGAGCAGCAGUUAACAGAAACCUGUCUCUUACAGCCAUGACACUAAAGACAUGAAGUAGCUUGACGUGUUAAUAGAAAGCAAGAUGCUGAGCAUCAGGGUGUCUUUGCUCUGUCUAUAGAGACAGAGGAAUCGUUGAAAGAUGGCUCAUGGAGCAUUUUGACCUUUCCACAUAUUAAAGCCUAAAUAGAGGAAAUCCUCAUGGGUUGAAGGUCAAGUCUGUUCACAUCCACCGAAAUAUCAUCACUAGAAGAGACCAAAGAAAAGCAAAGGAAUCUCAGAAACGCAAGGCGGUUCACCUGUUCAGACUUUUCUCCUUGUGGGAGAGGGUGAAUGCUCGGACCCUGACUAGAGGCCGUCCUCGAAAUGACAAAACUGUCUGACGUCACUGAAUUUGGAAAGUAGGCAGAUGUUUUUAUGUGUAUAUGAUGCAUCUAUGAUCUUUGGGAAGCAAUCUAUGUUCUCACAAGUCUCCUGAUCCUCACACACUGAUCCUCCGGAUCCUCACACGCUUAAACAUGCUGGCGCAGCAACAGCAUAUUACACACCCGUCUCUUGGCCAGCGCUGGUGGACUGUGGUGGAUACCAGUAAGGAGAACUGACAGUAUUCUGUGUCUCGCUACUUCAGAAUGAGACUGCUCUGUUUUGGGUGUGUGUUGACCCCAACACACACACACAUAGACACACACACACACACACAAAUGUAGACAGAAAAGUGUUUUUCACAGAAGAAAAUGCACACCCACUUACUGAACUGAAGACACUCCGGAGGAUAGAAAUAACGGUCAAAACCUGCGUUUAUUUUGUAUCUUUGAGAUUUUGUAUUUUGUCUCAAAAAACCAAACCUUAUCAAAGCUAUUUUAGAUUCUAUAUUUUGUACAUUAAUAUAUUAGAGCGAUGUCUAUAAAAACAAAAAAAAAGAGGUGUGUAUUCAGAUGUAUAUAUCUAAAGAAAAUUGCAACAAUCAUGUAUAUUUUAAUGGGGAAGUUCAUUUUCUUUCACCUUUACUCUCCUUUUGCAUUGAAGCAGGUUCACAACAAAUUCUUUAAAAACAAACAAACAAAAAAAAAGAGUGAGCGAGAACGAGAGUCUUUUUAUCCUACAGUGUGUUUCACAGUAGAAAAAUCGCAGGAGUUUCCCACAGCCAACACUGAUUUAAGUUAAUGAAACGUUGUUAAAGCAGUACAGAUCAGACCUUGCACUCUAUAGUAAGAGUUUAUGUAUUAAGUGGGGAUGUAGUUGAUGCCCCACACCUCUUUGGCCAUUCUUGCACUGCACCUCUGCCUUUCUUAAUGUGUCAUACACUGCUUCCCCCUCCCAGCUCAAUCAGAUGGUACGACCCAAUGAAUGUUCAAUUUCUCCAGUGAGGCCUUCAUAUGUACAGAACUAAACAUCAGUACCAUGCUCAUCAGGAGUCCUUUAGGCAUGUGUUUUAUUUAUUUCAGCUGGAAGGGUUCUUCAGUGUGUUUUUGCCAAGUACAGGUAAAUACUUGCCAAAUUUAUCCAAUUUGAUAUCUUUUAAUGAAGAAAUCGAGUGAGGAUGCUAGUUGAUAUCAGUCUUUAUGAAUUGUCUGUUACAGCAUGUGCACUCUCAGGUUUUCACCUGGAAGAACGGUAAACUGUUUGGGAAUAGAAUUUUUUUUUUUUUUUGGACAUCGAGUCACAACUUGAGUCACUACUGUGUGGGGCAUCAAAUAUUAAUUUCUCUUUGCAGGGGAAAAAAUGCAGUGCCAUAUAUUUACUGUCACUUUGUGAACACCCAAAAAAAGAGAAGCUACAGUGAUGUCAACAUUGUAUGUUUUGAUAUUUUCUGUUUUAUUUUAAUGUUUAACGUGUUGGAGGCUGUCGGAUCCUGGUGAACGCAGGUUCAGCUCGGUUAACCCUCCUGUUAUGUUCAGUUUCCAGGUCAGAUCGUCCCGAAUUACAUCUGUUGACCAAAAAAUUGUCAUAUAGUGUAACUUCAUUUCAAUAGAUUCUAUUUUUAAUAUUUUUUUUUUUUUCACAACGCCAUGAUAUGACUUUUUUUUUUUUUAUUGGACCCAUCAAAGAUUAGUUAUCUUUAAUAAUUCAUAACCACAAAAACUUUUAUUAGAAGAAUAUGUGAACAACUAUGAACAAAUGUAAUCAUCUCUGUGAGUGUGGCAACAUGUCACUGUUAGUCGCUAUGUUUGUGUGCAUGCAUUUGUGGGAGAGACGGACAGACUCGAUGGAUUUAUGUCAGAAGGAGAAUGUGCCUCAAUCCUUUUACCUCUCCCUGCCAUCUUAUUGUCACAUGUGCAAAUAAUCUGUUCUUGCAUGGGGAUUCCUAUAGUUGCUGUAAUAUUUGCAUUUUCCAUUCCUGUACUGUAAAGUUACUGAGGUUGAAUAGGGUGAUGGAGGAGCUGGGCGGGAGUGUUUUUGGAGGAUAAAAUUAAUAAUGAAGGGAGAACUUUAAAAAAAAGAAAGAAAGA
Messenger RNA from Ictalurus furcatus (blue catfish), 7019 nucleotides. It is a transcript of the gene adcy5, whose product is annotated as adenylate cyclase 5. Lineage: Eukaryota; Metazoa; Chordata; Actinopteri; Siluriformes; Ictaluridae. Gene Ontology annotation, molecular function: adenylate cyclase activity. The transcript has 22 exons. The record is from RefSeq and is a predicted model, not a curated record. Gene Ontology annotation, biological process: adenylate cyclase-inhibiting G protein-coupled receptor signaling pathway; cAMP biosynthetic process; adenylate cyclase-activating G protein-coupled receptor signaling pathway. Bases 989 to 4585 code for a protein of 1198 amino acids. Gene Ontology annotation, cellular component: plasma membrane.